GCCUGGAGUGGAUGGAGGCGCCCGUUGAUGUGCAUCGAUUCAAGCCGGAGCCGCUGCGAACUACCGGCGAUGGUUCCACCUCUGAGAGUGCGAGCGAGAAUGAGCUUUACGAAGACACCAUGGACCUGUCAUGCGAGCAACUCGACAUUGUGUCAAACAAAAACCCAACCUUCAUCCAGGGCCGCGGCGGCACGGGGAAAACCACGACACUAGUCAUGAAGGCCGUCGCGCACGAAAUUUCCUACUACGC
This is a messenger RNA of Amoebophrya sp. A120, 250 nucleotides long. NCBI's taxonomy places the organism in Eukaryota, Dinophyceae, Syndiniales, Amoebophryaceae. The record is from the annotation of a GenBank genome assembly.